CUUCCCGGAAAUCCUGGCGCUAAUGGCAUCAUGGGCAUCAAAGGCUUACACGGAGAACCUGGUGAGCGUGGACCACGUGGUUACCCAGGUGAACCGGGAAAACCCGGAGAAACCGGACAGGAAGGCCAGCAAGGAGGCGUUGGAGAAAUUGGACGCAUAGGAGCGUGGGGUCCACGUGGUGAGCAGGAAAAAUUGAGAAUAUUUUCAUUUUCACAAGACUGUUUUUGCUCGAACACGCCUUCAUGGCUGAUUGGCAUCUCACAACGCAAUUGUUACCUGCGCGCAUUAAUCAAAGGUCAAGAAGGUUAUUGCAAAGGUGACACAGCUGGAAACAAAGCAUAA
Molecule: messenger RNA, 342 nt
Organism: Cylicostephanus goldi
Lineage: Eukaryota; Metazoa; Nematoda; Chromadorea; Rhabditida; Strongylidae
Source: the annotation of a GenBank genome assembly